GGAGAAAGGACUAAAACGUUGAAGCAAGGCCCGAUCCGCAUCGCAGCCCCGAUUUUUAAACUGUGGAUAUCCUCUGGGCUAGAGGCAGCCACAGCCACAAAGGGAAGAAAAGUGAAGGGUGGAGGAAGGACAGGAGUCCAGAUCAUCGGUCUCGCGCGGCCUCACGGUCCUCUGUGCGCCACCACUGGGGGCCCUCGCCAGGUGCUCCUCUUUCUGCCAUCACCGUGGGGGGCGCCGGUCUCUUUCUGCCAUCCCUCUUCCUACCUGUUCAGAUCCCAAGGUAUGUUUGGCGAUAGUCAUCAUUAUCUUCCUUCUUCCGUUCCGUAUCGUUUCCUCUCGGUCGUGUUUCCACAGGGCUGUUUGGCCUUUUCGUUCCCCUUCCCU
This is a messenger RNA of Aspergillus ibericus CBS 121593, 384 nucleotides long. RefSeq lists its product as uncharacterized. Lineage: Eukaryota; Fungi; Ascomycota; Eurotiomycetes; Eurotiales; Aspergillaceae. The annotation marks the transcript as partial. The transcript is spliced from 2 exons. The record is from RefSeq and is a predicted model, not a curated record.